AUGAACGAUCGGCCAAAGGAAGAAGGACAAAUUGCAAAGUCGAUGGCAAUGAAUAGUGAUACUCUCCAAAGUAUCACGAGUGUCCCUCCUGUUAUCAAUCAACCUAAGCCUUCUCAACCUACUUUCGGUUCCAGUAACAUCAAGUCUAUCGAUCUUUAUUCAGAUUCUGAUGACGAACCUAAAGAAGAUAAAGAGGUAGAGAUCAGGUCUGCAAGACAAGGCACGGCUGAGGAAGUGAUCACGGUUUCAUCUUAUCCGAAACGAAAUCUUCCAUCGGUCAAUUAUGACGAAGGCAUCUGGAGCAUCAAAAUACGUAGUCCAAAGCGAACUAAACUAACGCCCACGCAGUCAAUCCCAAAACUGCAUGGUGUUAUUGUUGGUACUUGGAAAGACUCAGAGCAAUUCGACGACCACGACAAACAUAUCGUUCAUGGCUUCAUCGAUGAUGGAGGACGACUUCGGUUUAGAAUAUACGGAACAAAUCGUCAACGCAACAAGUCUUUGGCCAUUCCUCCAGGAGCUUACGGUUGCUGGGUCAAAUUUCAAAAUAUCGCCUUUGAUCCUUAUCUAAGUACAAAGACUCCUGAUCAAAUUAAGGAAUACGUCAUUUUCAAAUCACAGGAGAACCAAAAACAAUCAGAUGGAAUUCCACGAGUAUCUCGAGACGUUGACGAUGAUGCUUCUGCUAAAGUCAAUGACAUUCAAUCAUCGUCUAAACCAGAAAUUCUCCUUGGAUUUUGGGCGGACUCAAACCAAGUGGAUAUCAAAGACAAACACGCAGUAUUUGGUACUAUUGUCCUCAACAGCAAUCAUAAAUUCAGAUUCAUGAUUCGAAAAUCUACUCGUGAUGGACGGUUUGUGUUGGGUAAUUUUCCGGUAGGCGCUGGGAAUUAUCAAGCUCAAUACGAAAAUAUUGUGCUCGAGGAGUAUUUGUCUAAGCUGAAGCGCUCGGAAGUUGAACAGUAUAUUCUCAUUCGUCAAAGAGAAAUACUGGAAGGUGGCGAUCGUGAUUCGCGCAGCCAGCAACUCAACGCAGUUAAAUUAGCCAAGGCUGCUGCAGCAUCAAAAUAUCCGUCAGAUCCAAGUCUCUCUGGCCAUGAUAUUUCCAAUCCCGAUCUUGAGAUUGAACAAUCUCUCAGACGCAAAGAGAUAUCGAGAGGAAAGAUAGCAGAUAGAAAAGAGCCGCCACAUCUGCAGGGAACAAAUGAUAUUUCUGUCGACUUCACUCUUGAAGAAAAACCUGCUCCCUAUAGGAAAUUUUCGGCUGAGCGGCAACUUGCAAAGUCGAUGAACAAAUUGAACAAAACAUGGGAAGCUCAACAGGAAGCGAAGACUCAGCAGCCAGUCACGUCUCCACAUUCAGAGGCUAUUGCAAGUGGCAGCUCUUUGACCAAUGAUAAUGACAAGAUACACAAUGGCAUCAAAUACACGAGAAGACAGAAUGGUGUAUUCGAGGGGAAACAUGUUGGGCCCCCACAGCUUCUGAAUAUAGAUGGAGAAGACUACGUCGAGUAUCGGGUGCUGACAAAAGCGGCUACUUUUUGA
This is a messenger RNA of Botrytis fragariae, 1545 nucleotides long. RefSeq names its product putative trna splicing endonuclease subunit protein. Lineage: Eukaryota; Fungi; Ascomycota; Leotiomycetes; Helotiales; Sclerotiniaceae. The transcript has a single exon. Bases 1 to 1545 code for a protein of 514 amino acids. The record is from RefSeq and is a predicted model, not a curated record.